UUUUGGUAAGGGUGAAAUUUGUAAAGUGCUCUGCCCGACAGAUCGCACUUUGAAGCAGAGUCCUGACCAAAUUUCAUUCCUAGUAAUUUGGGCUUUGAAAAAAAAAAUGUCGCUGGCCAACCAAAUUCUACGCCGUGCGAUUUCGCAGUCGGCGAUCCGUCGUGCUGUUUCUGGACCGUCCGCUGUUUCUGGUCAUGAAGCUGGUGGAUACAAAAUCUGGAAGAAGCUCUCCUUCCUGGUGGCCAUGCCAGCCGUUGGACUGUGCAUGUUGAAUGCUUACUUGAAGCACCAGGAGGAGCACGGCCAUCCCCGGGCUGAGUUUAUUCCAUACGAACAUCUGCGUCUUCGUAACAAGCGUUUCCCAUGGGGAGAAGGAAGCAAAAGCCUGUUCCACAACCCCGAAGUCAAUGCUCUUAAGGAUGGUUAUGAGGAAUAAAUCCUAGAUCGGUGGUCUAAUGGUCCGUCAUGUAGCCGGCAAGUACGGAAAAUUCAAUAAGCCAUUAAAAGUCGCCUGAUUGCAAUUCUUA
Messenger RNA from Culex quinquefasciatus (southern house mosquito), 527 nucleotides. Its product is annotated as cytochrome c oxidase subunit 6A, mitochondrial-like. The record is from RefSeq and is a predicted model, not a curated record. Gene Ontology annotation, molecular function: enzyme regulator activity. Gene Ontology annotation, biological process: mitochondrial electron transport, cytochrome c to oxygen. Bases 107 to 436 code for a protein of 109 amino acids. Gene Ontology annotation, cellular component: mitochondrial inner membrane. The transcript is spliced from 2 exons. NCBI's taxonomy places the organism in Eukaryota, Metazoa, Arthropoda, Insecta, Diptera, Culicidae.